AAAUGUACAAAACAUAAUUAAACAGGUAAUUUUAUAAUUAAAUUAUGACUAAUGUAGACGGUACUUAACUGAAAAUUAGUCUUAACCAUAGUCUUAACGUGGUGAGUGGUCUUAACUAUGGGGUCUAUGUGGGCCCGGUGGGGCCAUAAGGUGGCCAAUCACAAAUAACCAAAAGCCUUCCUUCUAUUUGACAUUUGUUAUAGCCAUGGGAACGUCAAACAAAACGCAAACGGCAAAUGUCAUAUUAUCUGAAGCGAAAAAUCAAAACAAACGGUUUUUCAGUCCAUUUUGAAGUGAAUUUAUAAAAUAAUUGUGCUAUUUACAAAAAUAAUUAGAAGUGUAUACCAUUAAACGCAAUGGAGGGUGCUUACAAGGAUAAAUAUACAUUUAUAGGGGAAUGGUACGAUAAUCAAGCAAGUCUGAUCAGGCGGUUCAACGUUUUUUACUAUCCUACCGAUGAUACAAUUGAAAUGUAUGAUCUAAAAAAUAGGAAAACAUUUCUCAGGAGAGUUAAAGUGAAUGGUGUAACUCUAGAUAACUUUUUUAUUGGAAGUACUCUUUAUAUACUAGGUAGAUUAAUUAAAAUAACUGAUUUUGCAUGUGAGGAUACAAAGAAAAAGCUACACAAGGAUAUGCAAGUAACAUUUGCAUUGAUAAAACCAAUACCAACAAGAAUUGCUGGAAAGAUAAUAACUCAUUUCUAUGAACAUGGUUUAAAGAUAACAAAGAUGAAGAAAGCUUGUGUUACAUCAGACGAUGUAUCAUUUCUGUGUAGAUCCCAAGUUUCUGACAAUACAUUUCCAUUUCUUCUAGAAUAUCUUAGUGGAAAUCAAGUUUAUGGUAUGGAAUUAGUGGGUAAAGAUGCAGUAGCAGUUGCUAUGAAGGUCCUUGGUGAUAAAGACCCAUCUAAGGCUGAACCCGGAACAAUCAGAGCCCUCUUUGGGUCAGAUCCAGUGAGAAAUUGUGUCCAUGUUUCAUCAGACCCUGAUGGUGCUAUUCAGGAUAUUGAAUACUUCUUCCCACCUCCACCUCAACACUUAUCAAGACUCAGGCUUACAGCUACAUUGUCUAAUUGUACAUUAUCUAUUAUCAAGCCACAUGCAAUAAGAGAGGGAAAACUAGGAGCAGCUUUAGAAGCCAUAGAUGAAGGAGGCUUUGAUAUAACAGCAUUGAAUAUGUUUAUGGUAGAAAAUGUUAAUGCGUCUGAGUUCUAUGAAGUUUAUAAAGGAAUAGUACAAGAAUAUAAGGGUAUGGUAGAAGAACUAGCAAGUGGUCCUUGUGUAGCAAUGGAAAUAGUGGCCAAGGAUAAGAAUCUCAAUACUGCUGUAGAGUUUAGAAAAUUGGUUGGACCUUCAGAUCCAGAUAUUGCAAGGCUGUUACGUCCACAUACUAUAAGAGCGAAACUCGGUAAAACUAAAGUACAAAACGCAAUCCAUUGCAGUGACCUAGCAGAAGAUGGUUUGCUAGAAGUGGAAUAUUUCUUUAAGAUUUUAGACUUAUGAACGGAAGAGGCUGCUAUUUCGAUUUUUUAAAAAUCACAAAGAGGAUUUUAAAAUGCACUGUUUGGUUUUGAAUUUAAAAUUAAUGGAGAGUGAAAUUAACACUUCCUGUGUUGACUAUUAAGUUGAUCUUGUAUGAGGCCAAUGAAAUUUAACCUUAUUAUUUUAUAAACUGAUUUGGUCACUUUUAUUACAAAAAAUACAUAAUACUUAUAUACAAAGCUAGUCUGAAAAUUAUAAGAUAAUUUAUCUACCUAAUGUUAAAGACUGAUCUCGAUUUUUGUUGCUCUUUUGAUUGCAGCUUUAAUAA
Colias croceus (clouded yellow) is the source of this 1809-nucleotide messenger RNA. RefSeq names its product nucleoside diphosphate kinase 7 (gene nmdyn-D7). NCBI's taxonomy places the organism in Eukaryota, Metazoa, Arthropoda, Insecta, Lepidoptera, Pieridae. The record is from RefSeq and is a predicted model, not a curated record. Gene Ontology annotation, cellular component: centrosome. The transcript is spliced from 7 exons. The coding region runs from base 357 to 1502 and encodes 381 amino acids.